Clonostachys rhizophaga is the source of this 1008-nucleotide messenger RNA. NCBI's taxonomy places the organism in Eukaryota, Fungi, Ascomycota, Sordariomycetes, Hypocreales, Bionectriaceae. The record is from the annotation of a GenBank genome assembly.
AUGAAUUCUCCUACACCAUACUCAAGCCAUCUGAGAAGUCUGAUUGACGAUGUCGUCCAAAGGGACCAGAGCAACUCCCUUAGUGACAAUGUAAAGGGCCACAUCCAGGUAAUUACGGAGCAGUAUAUGCGCAAUGUUGUUCCCGCAGAGGAAAUUGCCAGCGGAAUCCGCGAUCUCUGGUAUAUACUUGUUCAGGCAGCCAAGAACAUCACCACACAUAUUCACCGCCAAGACACAAUUAUACGCUACCUCAUAGCUGUCCAAGCCCUCGGACCUUUACAACGUCCACAGCCAGUCAUCUUUUCUGAUGGCCAUACGCUCUGGUCUGGCCUACCACUCCUCGGUUCAACUCUCGUCAAUGAGUUUACAGACCAGUACUAUCAGAGAAGCUAUGCUGCGGAACAGAGAGAAAAUAUGGGGGGUUUUAUCGGGCGACUAUUAAGUGCUCGCAUUUAUAAUGGCCCUGCUCUAUGUGCCCUCUCGCUGUUCAGAGAGACCUUCGAGACUUCUCGACCAUUAAUCCAGAGCACGGACACGGAGGAAGCUUUGGAGGAACAAUUACCCCUGGAGGAUUUGACCAGAGCUCUUACGGAGCUGAGCCAGAAUUCUGAAUAUAGCCUAGCCAUCUUGAGUAGUCAGCAGUCAUUAGCUGUAACUGCGACUAUGAUCGACUAUGCCGACCAUCCACAUUUAUCCGAUCUUGGAGACUUGGCUCGCCAAGCAGGGAUAACCACAACGGCUCCCCAAACUGCAUAUAACCCUCAACGUUGGGGUUUCUGGAUUCAGCGGCUCAAAACCUUGUCAAAAUGUGGAAUUGAGAGUAUCGAGGGGAAUGCAAGGGCAUGUCUAGGGCCAAUGAUGGCGGCCGGGAACUCAACUGGGCUACUUGUAACUGAAGCCAUGGAGAAGGACGAUGUGUUUCACAAGCAGUGUUGUGAGCGAAGGGGGGAAUGCACUGGUACUCCGGGUGUCGUUGGACUGCAAAGGAAACUUUUUUUUGGGGCUUAG